AUGGACCUUACGACUACCCCUGGAAUGGCGCCACCGGCGGGCCAUACUCCUCAGUUUGACGCGCCGUACAACUACCUGCAAGUCGGGACGAUUGUCGCUUUUGCGGUGACCUUUUUCGUUGCGACGCUUUUCGUCGGGCUGCGAUAUUUCCAGGCGUUCAAGUUGACGCAAAAGGUCGAGGUUGAUUUAGGCAUCAUCACCGUCUCUUAUGGCGUCGCCCUCGCAUACUUUGUCACCAUGCUGGAUCUGUUCAGCCAUGGUUGGGGAAAGCACAUGUGGGAUGUCAGCCUCGCGCAGCUGAUGGAGUUGAAUAAGGCUCUCCUCCCCAACACCUUAUGCUACCUCACCUGCCCAGCGAUCACGAAACUGGCCAUUCUGUCCGUCCUCUACCGCAUUAAUCCGGCCAGGAUCUACCGCGCCGCAACAAUCGCCGUCGCCCUCUUCAUCUUCGCUUACACGCUCACCCUGUGCAUCAUCACCGGCGGUCCCUGCUCCCCGCUCAAGGACGGCACCCUGCAGUGUCUCGAGAACGUCGCGCUCUCCGGCGCCGUCUUGAACAUUGCCUCGGACCUCGCGGUGAUCACAUUGCCCAUUCCCACGGUCCACAAUCUGCACCUGCAGCUGAAGCAGAAGCUCACGAUCGGAUGCCUGCUCGCGCUGGGUUCUGGUGUGACCGUCUGCUCCAUCGCCCGCCUCCCCUACGUCAUCCGUCUCAGCCACACAGCCGACUCAACAUGGACGCAAGCCAUCCUAGGCGUCUGGUCGAUCGUCGAGGUAAACCUAGGCAUCAUCUGCGCGUGUGCGAUGCGCUUCAAGCGGCUGAUCUCGACGUAUCUCCCUCGUCUUUCGUUGUGGUCGUUCCGGUCUCGGUCUCGCUCGCGGAGUGCGGGGGUGAAGAAGGUGACUCUCGAUUCGGAGGGGCGGUUCAGGCCGGAGGGGAGUAUGGGGAAGCACGAGUAUCAGCUGCAGAGUCUGCAGCACAGUCAAGGUGAGGAAGCCGAGUAUGGGAGUAAAAGUAUCUCGGUGCAGCAGUCGUUUGAGGUGAAUGUCACGCGGACAAGAGAUCGGGGCGAUGCGGGGAGCAUGGAGCGGAUUCUGAGUUGA
Molecule: messenger RNA, 1104 nt
Organism: Aspergillus mulundensis
Lineage: Eukaryota; Fungi; Ascomycota; Eurotiomycetes; Eurotiales; Aspergillaceae
Exons: 4
Coding region: 1-1104 (367 amino acids)
Source: RefSeq, a predicted model, not a curated record